Acyrthosiphon pisum (pea aphid) is the source of this 3089-nucleotide messenger RNA. Its product is annotated as N-acetylmuramoyl-L-alanine amidase AmiD. The record is from RefSeq and is a predicted model, not a curated record. Gene Ontology annotation, biological process: peptidoglycan turnover; peptidoglycan catabolic process. The coding region runs from base 133 to 1107 and encodes 324 amino acids. Gene Ontology annotation, cellular component: outer membrane. Lineage: Eukaryota; Metazoa; Arthropoda; Insecta; Hemiptera; Aphididae. The transcript is spliced from 2 exons. Gene Ontology annotation, molecular function: N-acetylmuramoyl-L-alanine amidase activity.
AUGAAAUGUAUCACUCAUAAUAUAACUGAUUCAUAAAAUCACAAAUAUAGUGCAAUAGUUUUUUUUUAAUACAUUUGUAAAAUAGGAAAUAUUAAUUUUUCUUAAAAGUUUAAACAUUAAUAAUAAAUAAUAAUGAAAAGCUAUAUAUUUAUUGUUACAUUACAUUUGAUUUUUCUGCCAUUUUUUGAAUGUACAAAUACAACAUAUGAUCAAGUACUACAACCUAUUGAAAUUAUUUAUCCUAAAUGUUUUCGUGCGACAGAACGAACAGAAAUCAUGGUGCAUAAAGAAUACUUCAAUCCAGUGCAUGGUUAUGCAAUUAGUCCAUUUAAAAGUCCAAAUGAAAAUAGGAAUCAUUUCUAUCACAAAAAUGUGAAUAAUAAGAUAAAGAUUAUAGUACUGCAUUUUACUGGUAUAGAUUUUGGAGCUACUGUAAAAGAAUUUACUUCUAAAAGAAGUAAUACUUCUAGAAAUGUCAGCUCUCAUUAUGUAAUCGCGAGACCUACCGAAGCUGGAACACACAAUCAACUACUGCAGGUCGUGCCAGAAAAUUACGUUUCGUAUCACGCCGGAAUAUCUUUAUGGGGCAACUACUCGUCAAUCAAUUCCAUAUCAAUAGGUAUCGAAAUCGUUAAUUAUGGAUAUAAUGCUACUAAUGAUUCAUGGGACCCGUUUUAUCAAGAUCAAAUUAGCAUUGUCGGUUUAAUGGUGGCUCGAAUGGUCAACCAGUAUAAAGUACUACCACACAAUGUAGUCGGACACUCGGAUAUAGCUCCGAACAGAAAAAUUGAUCCAGGCGUAAUGUUUCCGUGGAGCCAAUUGUAUAAGAACUAUGGCAUAGGGGCUUGGUUGGAUGACGAUGAAAUGAACGAGACAGUCAUAAUUUCCAAGUACAGCCCCUCAACGCCGUGCCCAUGUACACCAGACCAGAAGCUGUUUGUCAAUUAUUUGGGUGUUUACGGUUACAAUAUAAGUGAUGAGAUUAAAGCCAUUAAGGCAUUUAAGGCACACUUUACGGCCAAUCAAAAACCAAAAUUGUAUAAUAGUCUAAUAACACGUCUUGAAAUGUAUUGGAUUUGGGCUUUGGUAGCUAAGUAUUCAUAUUAACGCAACUACGCAAGUCUAAAUGGUAAUUCGCUAGAUAUAGAAUAUAGAAAUUACUUACCUUACGAGAAUUAAAUUUUUAUAAUGGUUUUAAUGACACCAAAAAACUUAAAUAAUGAACUCUUCUGCAGACUGGGGCCAACAUUUUCUGAAAUAAUUGAGUUAUAUUGAUCAUAUUGUUUUUAUUUGAGUCUAUCUUAAAAAUGUUAUAAAGCGCGUAUAUGAUAUGAAUACUGAAAAACAUCGUCUAAAACGAGCAAAGUAAUGUAUCAUGAUUCAUGAGUGUAGGUAGCAGUAUAGUACUAUAUAGGUAGUAUAUAGGCUACAGACUACAGUACAUACUUAAUAAUAUUAAAUUCAAAAUUCAAAAUUAUUUUUAAUUCUUUAUUUUGUUGGUCUAAUGUAAAUUUUUUUGAUGAUUAAUAUCAUAAAAAAUAUAUAAUUCCGUUAAUUAUUUGUUUAAGUAAUACUAAACUAGAUGGGCAAACAAAUUCAAAUUAUAAACAGUAUUUGUAAAAAAUGUAGUUAAUGCAACAACACCAUAUUGUAAGGAUCAAAUUAAUCAAGGUUGAUUCUUAAAUGUCACAAAUCCGUUUUAAGUGUGCUUUAUAACUCGUGUCUGGUCAAAAAACGUUUGAGUCAGUUCCAUUAAUAUUUUUACAGACAACAGUUAUACAUAAAUACAUAAUAAUUCUUAUAAAUAAUAAUAAAUUCCAAAGGUUUAUCAGAAACCUAGUAUGUUAAAUGUUAAUCGUUUUACCAUUACCAUAAUGUUAAAAAACAAAACAUUUUAUUAAGCAAUAAAUGAAAAACUAUAAAUGGUUUUUUUGUCAUAAGUUUAUGAGUGAGUCUUUCAAAACUUAUAUCAAUCGCAUUUAUCCUUAUCGGAUAUGGAAAAUGCACAGUAGAGUAAUACACUAGUACAUAUAAACACGAUCUAAAGUAUAAAACAUUCUAAUUUAAUUUACAUAUUUUAUACCAUCGUAGUCAAUGGUUAAAUUGUCAAAAAUAAAAUAUUUUACAAUUUUUACUGUGCGAAUGAUUAAACAUUUAAAAAUAUUAACUUUUCUAUCUUACCUAUCAAACAUUUAAAUUAAAGUUUAGAUUCACUCUAGAAAAAAAUGUCACUGUAUCUCUGGUCACUUUACAUAAUCAUUGUUUACAUUUCGAAUACAUAAAAAUGUAUUUAAUUUGUUUAUAUUGUAGUAAAACUACUUAAGACACUGAUUAUAAUUUAUAAAUAUUAUUUUAGUAAAUAAAAAUAAUAACUCUAUAAUAACUCAGGAAAUUCUUAGGAAAAGAAAACAAUUUCUAUGAUAUUAAUAAAUUUAUAACCCAAAUAAUAAUAAUAUUUUUUUAUUAACCUAAUAUGUUUUAAAUUUUUAUUUUUAUUUUAUUUUUUGUUAUUUUUGUUAAUUGUUUAAAGAUAUAUGAUUGUCUUCAAAUAAUUUGUUUAAUUGUAUUUGUUAUGCUUAUUUCUACAUUUUUCAGUGCUAGUAUUCUAGAACUAAAUAUUAUAAAGCUCUAUAAAUGUACUUUAUUUUCAUUACACUGUAGGUUAAGUUGAUAUAUCGGCUAUACCCAAUAUUUACACUACAAUAUAUAAUAAUCAAUUUUAAAACGAUAGAAUUUUUUUUUGUUGCAUUCAUCAAUGAUUCACCGCAUAUAGCAUGUCCAAGUCUGUAUUUUACCAGUCAUUCUGGUCUAUUGUGUGGUCUGAAUAUAAAAUGUAUAGCACGCGACUGAUUGUCAUGAACUGUUAAGGAAACUUGCCUAAGCGCCAUAUUGGAAUGCCAAAUAGCUUUUAUCCAUAGAAUAAUGAUUUUUCAUUCAUAUGUUGUAAAAUAUAAUACCUAUACAUCCUACAGUUACUAUAUAGAUUUCUUGAUUAAAAAAAAAAAAUACAAACAUUACUCUUCCUUCAUCACAUACACAUAACGACAUAACGCUUAGAUAUAAAUACGACAAUUUACAACAAUUAAAAA